Molecule: messenger RNA, 970 nt
Organism: Sorex araneus (European shrew)
Lineage: Eukaryota; Metazoa; Chordata; Mammalia; Eulipotyphla; Soricidae
Gene: ALKBH2
Product: alkB homolog 2, alpha-ketoglutarate dependent dioxygenase
Exons: 4
Coding region: 197-961 (254 amino acids)
Biological process (GO): DNA repair
Source: RefSeq, a predicted model, not a curated record
CGGCCCGGUUCCUGGAGAGCAGGCGCACUGCACGGCACUGCGCGGGUUCCGGGAGCGGAACCGAUCACCCUUCGCGCAGCAGGCGCGCUCGGAACUGCAAGCCGGGGCCGCGGGUCCAGGCGCCAGCCCUGCACGGGGCACCGCCGGGAUCCCCGGGACAGAGCCUGGCUCCCAGCCGCGGCCUCGUGGAGACCAGAUGGACAGGUUCCUGAUAAAGAAGGCUCCGCCGGACCCUUUGGGACUGAGGGGGCAGGAACAGGUGGCAGAAGACCAGGAGAGCGGCAGGAAAAGGCCGAGGAGAGCGGCAGACCCCGGGGCUGGGGGGGACCUGGCGGCCCCCCGCUGGCAGCGGAUCCGAGCGGAGGGCCUGGACUGUGACUACACGCUCCUGUUUGGCAAAGCGGAGGCGGAUGAGAUUUUCCAGGAGCUGGAGAAGGAAGUGGAGUAUUUCACAGGGGCUCUGGCCAGGGUGCAGGUGUUUGGGAAGUGGCACACGGUGCCCAGGAAGCAGGCGACGUACGGGGACGAAGGGCUGACCUACACGUUCUCCGGCCUGACCCUGUCGCCCCGGCCCUGGCUCCCCGUUCUCCUGCGUGUCCGGGCUCGCGUCUCCGAGGUGACGGGACAGACCUUCAACUUUGUACUGGUCAACAGGUACCGGGACGGCAGCGACCACAUUGGCGAGCACCGGGAUGACGAGCGGGAGCUGGACCCCGGGAGCUCCAUCGCCUCCGUGUCCUUCGGGGCCUGCCGGGACUUCGUCUUCCGCCACGGGCAGUCCCGAGGGAAGAAGGCCCCCCAGGGGCUGGCGGCGGUCAGGCUGCCGCUGGCCCACGGGAGCCUGCUGAUGAUGAACCCCCCGACCAACACCCACUGGUAUCACAGUCUCCCCGUCCGCAAGAAGGUGCUGGCCCCGCGGGUCAACCUGACAUUCCGUAAAAUCCUGACGAGUAAAAAGUAAAAUAAUAGU